Triticum dicoccoides is the source of this 872-nucleotide messenger RNA. Its product is annotated as replication protein A 14 kDa subunit-like. The record is from RefSeq and is a predicted model, not a curated record. The transcript has 3 exons. Lineage: Eukaryota; Viridiplantae; Streptophyta; Magnoliopsida; Poales; Poaceae. Gene Ontology annotation, cellular component: nucleus. The coding region runs from base 198 to 527 and encodes 109 amino acids. Gene Ontology annotation, biological process: DNA replication; DNA repair; DNA recombination. Gene Ontology annotation, molecular function: DNA binding.
UGCCCCCAAAUAAACCUUCUUUUCGCCGCGCCGCCCGGCUCACCCGUUCCGAAUCCAGCAGAAGCGCAGAACCCCAGCGCGGCCGAGAGCAGGGCAGUCCUCCGCUGCGCCACUUCGAAGGCUUCCAUCUCCGUCUGCGUCCGGGGUGGGGUGCGCAGGAGUAGAUCGAUUGAUCGAGGCUCAUCUCCUCUCUCGACAUGGACAUGGAUGCGUCAUUUCGUUCAGCAAUCGUCAAUGGAGAUACUCUCAAGAUGUUUGUUGGGCAAAGAGUGCGCACAGUACUUAAGGUCCAACACACUCAAGGUGGAAUUCUUGUUGGGCAGUCGACUGAUGGACAUCAGUUGACCAUCAGAGGUGCUUCGGAAGGCCGUGAAUCACAUUAUCUAGAGGUUGUUGGGAUUGCUGACAACGACCAGUCCAUCAGUGCUGAGAGUUGCAAAGAUUUUGGUGACGACUUUGAUGCUGAUGCGUUCAAUGGGCUGUGCAAGCUUGUGGUGAACGUCAAGGUGAAGGAAGUUUUCCUGUAGAGGAAGUCAUUUGGGAGAUCAAGCUUACUAUGAAGACAGUUUGUGUUGUGUGUGUCUCCCGGAGUCGAUGAGCUUAUUACUGCCUUCGCUUGUAGUAACUAGUACUAGUAAGCAAUGCAUAGCAAACCUUAGGUUUAUAUUAUCGUUGCUUGGAUUUAAAUCCUGGAACUGGAAGGUUGCAUUUUGCGUGAUGCCUGAGCUCUUUCUCCCAUUCACCUUGAUGAGGAGCUGAGCUGAUAUUUGUGCUGGGCAUUGCGAAGUACUCCAAAGUCCAAACUGAUGGCAAACUGAAUGUCCAGACCAGACAUGGAGAGUGUGCCCCUUCCUAGUUUGAUUGCUUGCACA